ACUGGAUCUCGACCAGAUGGAAUUCUGCGCUCCCUUCUUUACGGAUCCCUCACGUUUUGCAUUGUAUCGCAGACAUUUUUAGCAGACUUUUAGUGGUCAACAAACAGCCCUGGUGUGAACACAGAGUCUUUACUUUCAGGCUCGGCUGCGCUGUGAACCGGGACUGGAGCGGUCAGGACGUUUAAAAGACACCAAACAUCUUCUCGCUGUCUCGAGGCGUUAACGGGUGUCCGUCAUGCCGCUGUUUGGUAAAUCCCACAAGAGUCCCACAGACAUUAUCAAGACCCUGAAGGAAAACCUGGCCAUCCUGGUCAAACAUGACAAGAAGACAGACAAGGCGUCUGAGGAGGUGUCGAAGUGCUUGGUGUUGAUGAAGGAGAUUCUGUACGGCAGCAACGACAAGGAGCCGCACACCGAGACCGUGGCCCAGCUCGCACAGGAGCUGUACAACAACGGCUUGCUGAUUGCGCUGGUGGAAAACCUGCAGUAUAUAGAAUUUGAGGGCAAGAAGGAUGUUUGUCAGAUCUUUAACAACAUCCUGAGGAGGCAGAUCGGAGCGAGGAGCCCCACUGUUGAAUACUUGUGCUCCCACCAAGAGGUCCUCUUCAUCCUGCUGAGAGGAUACGAAACCCCCCAGAUAGCGCUGAACUGCGGCAUCAUGCUGAGGGAAUGUAUUCGCUACGAGCCACUCGCCAGGAUAGUUCUCUAUUCCGAACAUUUCCACAGCUUCUUCAGCUAUGUGGAAAUGUCCACAUUUGACAUUGCUUCUGACGCCUUUGCGACCUUUAAGGAUCUCCUUACAAGACACAAAGCGGUUGUGGCUGAAUUCCUCGAAAAGAACUACGAUGCUGUGUUUGCUAACUAUGAGAAGCUGCUGCACUCUGAGAACUACGUCACAAAGCGGCAGUCGCUUAAGCUCCUGGGCGAGCUGCUAUUGGACAGACACAACUUCACGGUGAUGACAUACUACAUCAGCAAGCCUGAAAACCUCAAGCUAAUGAUGAAUCUGCUCAGAGACAAGAGUUCCAACAUUCAGUUUGAGGCCUUCCACGUGUUUAAGGUGUUUGUAGCGAACCCCAACAAGACGCAGCCCAUUGCCGACAUCCUGCUGAAGAACCAGACCAAACUAAUUGACUUCUUAAGCAACUUCCAGAAGGACCGCACAGACGACGAGCAGUUCAACGACGAGAAGACGUACCUUAUCAAACAGAUCAGGGAUCUGAAAAAACCAGCCUCCUAGAAGAGCCACCCGAUCCCACCCAACUUUUUAUUAAUAGGAAGGCGUAGAAAAUAGAAAAAAACAACAACAAAAAACACAUUAACAAUAAUGGUUGUACUAUUUAAAAAGAUUAUUUCUGUUUGUUGGUAAAAGUAGCUCAUAAUCGAUGAUCUAACUUUUGUAAAUUAAUUUUUUUUAUUUAGAAUUUUUUUUUCUUUCAUGUGUAGCAUGUAGCUCAAUGUGUUGGAAGCAUCUGAUUUGCUUUGUUAAACAAACCAGCAGGGGGAAAAAAAAAAGACGGCUCGGGCCAAAAUGCUUUCUCCUUCCGCCGCUUUUUAAAAGUGAAAUUUGCAAUCAUGUGAAGUUGCUGCGAAUUGCCAAAAUCUCGAAAGAUGUUUUUUUUUUUUUUCUGACAAAGAGAUUCUUGAGGGAAGAUGGAAGAUGUUGGUGGAGUAUGGAGUGAAAAUAGUCUCAAAAUACCUGUGCGUGUGUAAUACUGGAUUUGUAAUCCGUGUAAGCAUCUUUGUGUGUAACUUUGGAGAGUUGUAUCUGUGAAACAUGAUUUGUAAACCGUAAAAAGAAAAUUUGAUAAAUAUGAAUUCAAACCGUUUAUGCCUACAAAUGUUAAAUGGGUCCGGACGAGUCUCCUGAUGCACACAGACAAAACUGCAUUUACGCGCAGAUCCGGCUAUGACUGCACAAGGAUUUUUGAGACUCAUUUCACGUUUCAGAGAGCUUCAAAUUUGUGCGUAAGUGGUGCGUUUAAAUGCUGGUGGAAAGCUGGGUUAUAUGGGUUUUGCUCGGAGUCUAUUGUUUUCAUCCUCUGAACGUUUGUCACUGUGAUUGUGCCAAAGUGGCAAUGACGUUACUUCGUUGCAAAACGGAAUAUUUCAGUACUUCUUUAUCCACCUUAUUCCUAGCCUCCAUGAGGUUUCUGCUUAUUUCCAAGCCCAAAUAAGCAAGUUCUCGUUCAAAAACGAGCCCAAAAGCGCAACCGCAACUCAUUAAAUUUGCUAGCGACUUUAGAAAAAAAGCCCAAAGUCGCUUUUAAUAAUCGGGUUUGGCGACCGAAACUCAAAAUAGUUCCUGUUUUUUUAGCAACAAAAUGCGCACCUUCCUCCUCCCUCCAAUGUUUACAUUUGCUGAAAACUGAUCGCUCCCAAGACGCACAGAGGAAAUAAAAUUAAACUGCAAAAGAAAAUAGUAACGCAAAGUGGUUUCGAUAAGUAACUGUAGUCUGACUACUGGAUUUGAAAUAGCAACGCGUUAGAUUACUCGUUACUGGAAAAAAAAAAUGGUUCGACGUCAGUAACGCCUUACUGACGUCACUGGCAGCCACAAAACUAAACUUGGUCUGACUAUUGGAGUACAACCACGAACAGCACAACAGUUGUCCGAAAAAAGCCUCUCAGGAAUAAGGUGGAUAAUACUCCAGAAUUGUUUAUAGACAUAUUGUGCAUUUUUGAGCGGUACAGAUGAGAUUACAUUGUUUAAAAUAUAUUGUUAAUCUCUUUAUGUUGAAUAAAUACAAAAUAUUACUUAUUUAA
Gambusia affinis (western mosquitofish) is the source of this 2766-nucleotide messenger RNA. RefSeq names its product calcium binding protein 39-like (gene cab39l). The transcript is spliced from 9 exons. Lineage: Eukaryota; Metazoa; Chordata; Actinopteri; Cyprinodontiformes; Poeciliidae. Bases 236 to 1240 code for a protein of 334 amino acids. The record is from RefSeq and is a predicted model, not a curated record. Gene Ontology annotation, biological process: intracellular signal transduction. Gene Ontology annotation, molecular function: protein serine/threonine kinase activator activity.